ACUGCACCGGGUCGCUCCUGUCUCCUCCCUCCCGCAACCCACCUGGUCGCCCUGCCUUAUCCCCUCUCGCUCUCCGCUUCCUCUCCUCCGAACCCUAGCCAACUCCCGUCCGCGCCGCCUCCAUCGCCUUCCGCCGCCGUAGCCAUUGCCGACGCCCUCCUCCGCCUCCUCUGUCUCCUCCUUCAUGUCGUCUUCCAGCUCCAUCCGCUCAGCGCUGCAUGGCCGCUCCGUUGCUGUACCACUGAUCGGGUGCCCGGAUUGCGGCGAGCAGGUGAGGUUCUACCGGUCUAGCACCGAUGAGCACGAUGGAUGGAUCUUCUACAAGUGCGUGAACCACCAUGUCACUUGUGAUCUCUGGCACUGGGAGCUUGAGUAUGUGCAGCAUCUGGUUGAAACAAGGCUUCUGGUUGGUGAUGCUGUUGUAGAUGCAAUUGGUGCUAUUGAGGACAAGAGGGAAGAGCUUGAGAGGCAGAGGACUGAAUCAAUGGCAGGCAGAGGCACAGCUGGAAGGGUCAUGGCUGGAAGAGGCAGGGCUGGAAGACAUAAUUAUGGCAGCUCCAGUGAGAAUAAGUAUGCUACCAAGCAACAAAUUGCUAUGCUUUUAGGCUUUGGUCCACCAAUCGACCACCACCACCAGAUCCCCUUCUUCUUCCUCAUCUUUCAUCUUCAAGUUCGUGCACCACCAGAUCCCUUCUCUCCUCUGUCCAAUAGCCCCAACAGAUCCCCUUGUCAUCUUCAGCUAGCAGGAACCAUGGUGUCCUGGGAUGAUCUUCCCAGUUCUUCUGAAGAUGACUCUGUGACCAGCAAGCCACCUGCCACAAUAUCCUGUGAGGAAUGGAGUGGCUUGGCUACAGAUCUGCCUAGCUUUAGAUGUGGGCAUGGAUCUUUGUGUGAGAAGAAUGUGGCAUUUGAAUCUGUUGAUACUGGAAGAAGGUUUCUAGCUUGUGCACAAAAGGUUCUUGAAGAGAAGAAGAAGAAGAUGGAGAAUGAGUUGAGGCAUUUCAAGCUUGAUUUUGCUAAGAUGGUGGCUGAGAAGGAGCAGGCAAUGAGCCAACUAGGCAGCACACAACUUACUCUGACUGAUCUAAAGGAAGAACUUGAGAAGAAGAAGAUUGCAGACAAGUUAGUAACCAACAUUCACCAGGUAUUCAGGGUUAAAGCAGAGAAAGAGAGGGACCAAGCAGUGCAAGAGAGGGAUGACUUGAAGCAUGAGAAAAGGAAGCUUGAGUACAUGAUUUAUGACCUAUUCAAACACAAAGAGGCCACCAAGGAGAAGAUAAGGAAGCUGAAGGGCAUACUGAAUGAAUUUGAUUGA
Triticum dicoccoides is the source of this 1315-nucleotide messenger RNA. RefSeq lists its product as uncharacterized. The coding region runs from base 185 to 1315 and encodes 376 amino acids. The transcript is spliced from 5 exons. The record is from RefSeq and is a predicted model, not a curated record. NCBI's taxonomy places the organism in Eukaryota, Viridiplantae, Streptophyta, Magnoliopsida, Poales, Poaceae.